This is a messenger RNA of Gloeophyllum trabeum ATCC 11539, 768 nucleotides long. RefSeq lists its product as uncharacterized. The coding region runs from base 1 to 768 and encodes 255 amino acids. The record is from RefSeq and is a predicted model, not a curated record. The transcript has 5 exons. Lineage: Eukaryota; Fungi; Basidiomycota; Agaricomycetes; Gloeophyllales; Gloeophyllaceae.
AUGCCAAUGGGUGACCACGCCGCGAUGGUCACAACGGCGUUGACAGCGCAGAGUCGCUCAGCGCAGUUGCAAAAAAAGCGCGAGUGGCGCGGACGGCGACAACUUCACCGUGGCACGGAACACGACGAUGCUGUCCUCGCCGCCUGGCCAUCCACUGGAAUCGGCACGCAAUACCAUACCUUAGCCGUAUUCCGCCUUGGUGGGAACUACGACGGGUCAGAGGAGAACAGGACUGCGCUAGCGGACGCGUCGCCAGAGCCCGAACUACGUGAGGAAAGUUUAGAUUGGCGCGGAGGAGCGAAGAACAAGCAGUACGUGGGAGGUGGUUCGCGGAUGGGGAUCGAUGAGGUGGAUAUGCGUCGAUUGCGGUUGGACGAGGAUUCUGGAGGAGAGAAAGAGAUCCAUUCUAGAAAGGGAACGGACGUACCGGCUGACAAGAAUGCGAGUCCAGACGCACGGGACGGAGGAGAAGGUUUCGAAAGGGAGCAAUACGAGAGAACGGGUUGGAUGCAAGCCAGCGAGCACGAAAGCUCCGAGCUGGAUAGCGUGGCGGUUGCAGGGUUGCAGGGCGAAAAAUUCACAGGUGAGGAGAGCGCACGUAGACUUAGAUACAGCACGCCCACUCGCACCAAAGCAAGAGCCAAGUUGAAGGGGAUCGCCCAUGUCAAGCUAUGGCUCUGGUACUCAACACGCUCCGUUAUCUACCCUCGACAUUCGCCAGAGACAGUUGACACCCACUCGACACGUCUAUCGCAGAGCGACGCCUAG